This is a messenger RNA of Dentiscutata erythropus, 426 nucleotides long. Lineage: Eukaryota; Fungi; Glomeromycota; Glomeromycetes; Diversisporales; Gigasporaceae. The record is from the annotation of a GenBank genome assembly.
AUGGCAAAAGGCAUAACACCAGAAUUAGCUCGAUUGGAAUUACAACUAUUCGCUAUGUCCAGAGCCAUAUUUGAUGGUGGAGUUCGUGGUUUCAUGGGUUUCACUCAAGAUGAAUACGGCGAUACUUAUGUCAUUAGUAUUUUCACGGAUGAACUCAUAAAUCCUCCAUAUCAAUUUUACAUUUCUGAUUCAUGUGAGAACGUUAUUAGAAAUAUCACUAAAUAUUUGAAUGUUGAAUAUGCUGAUAAUGGAUCUAAACCUUUCAGUGCAAAGCUUAAUAACUUUAACCUUGAUUGUGAUAAAAAUGGAAUUUUAUUCACUAAUUGCAAUAGCCAAUAUCAUUUAAAAAAGCGAGCUAAUAUUGUUGAGGUGGCGAUUUAUGAUGAUGGUAAUAAUUAUGCUGAGGCACCCAUUUCACCAAUCUAA